Odontomachus brunneus is the source of this 1778-nucleotide messenger RNA. RefSeq names its product alanine--glyoxylate aminotransferase 2-like. Gene Ontology annotation, molecular function: transaminase activity; pyridoxal phosphate binding. The record is from RefSeq and is a predicted model, not a curated record. The transcript has 9 exons. Bases 160 to 1629 code for a protein of 489 amino acids. Lineage: Eukaryota; Metazoa; Arthropoda; Insecta; Hymenoptera; Formicidae. Gene Ontology annotation, cellular component: mitochondrion.
CUUUUAUCCCCGCCGACUUAUUCUGCUGUAUAUAUGACGUCACUAGUAUAGGUCGCGACACUCUGCUUUCAGUUACACUCGCAGUGAUCGAGGAAUCGUGACGUCGUCUAGGAAUUCAGGUGUAAAGACUCGACACAGUUCAACCGAAGAAUCUUCACCAUGUCGGAAUCCUUGGAGCAAAUGCCAAAAACUGAUACUAUGAGGAUGCGCGAGCGUUAUAUCGGACAAUCGUGCAAGCUGUUUUACAAGUCGAGUCCGUUGAAAAUCGUGAAGGCCGAGGGACAGUACAUGUACGACGAGAAAGGAAAUCGUUACCUGGACUGCAUAAACAACGUUGCGCAUGUCGGCCACUGCCAUCCGGACGUCGUGCAAGCCGGACAGAAACAAAUGGCCCUGCUGGCGACGAACAGCCGUUUCCUGCACGACAAUCUGGUGAUAUGCGCGAGCCGGUUGGCGUCGACGAUGCCGGAACCGCUGUCUGUCUGCUUCCUGGUAAACUCGGGCAGCGAGGCGAACGAUCUCGCUCUGCGGCUAGCUCAGGCGCACACGAACAACCGAGAUGUCAUCACGCUGGAUCACGCUUAUCAUGGGAGUUUGACCACGACGAUCGAUAUCUCGCCGUACAAGUUCAACCAGGCGAAAGGCAACGGCAAGAAGGACUGGGUGCACGUGGCUCCGUGUCCGGAUGUCUACCGCGGCAAGUAUCGCGUUACCGAUCACACGAGCGAAGACCUCGGUGUGAAAUACGCCAAGGACGUGGAAGAGAUUUGCAAGGGCAUCAAGGCGAUGGGACGCGGUGUUUGCGCGUACAUCGCGGAGAGCUUCAUAUCGGUCGGCGGGCAGAUCAUACCGCCGCAGAACUACUUCCGGAAUGUGUUCAAACACGUACGCGAAGCCGGAGGCGUUUGCAUCGCCGAUGAGGUGCAGGUUGGUUUUGGCAGAGUCGGCACUCACAUGUGGGCGUUUCAAAUAUACGGCGAGGAUGUGAUCCCGGACAUCGUCACCCUCGGCAAGCCGAUGGGCAAUGGUCAUCCGAUCGCGGCCGUCGUCACUACGCGCGAAAUCGCGAGUAGUUUCCGCGACACCGGCAUUGAAUACUUCAACACGUACGGUGGCAAUCCCGUGUCCUGCGCAGUGGCGAACGCGGUGAUGGAGGUGAUCGAACGUGAAAAUCUUCUGGAUAACGCGUCGAAGGUCGGCGGUCAUCUGAUCGCCGAACUGAAGAAGUUGGCGGAACGGCGGAGGAUUAUUGGCGAUGUGCGCGGCGUUGGCCUCUUCGUGGGCAUCGAGUUGGUGCGCGACAGGACCAAGAGGAUACCAGCGACGGCGGAGGCGCAACACGUCGUAUCCAGGAUGAAGGAGAAGAAGAUCCUCAUUAGCAGCGACGGCCCCGACAACAACGUUCUGAAACUGAAACCGCCGAUGGUCUUUACCAUUGAGAACGUCAAUCAUUUCGUGUCCGUUCUCGACGAAGUCCUCGAGGAAGUCGACAUUGGUUUUGAUGAGGAAACGGAACCCACUACAACUAUCAUCAAAGCGACGAUCUCGCCCAUAGAAGUGGACAGAGGCACAGUUAGCAAUGGGAAUCAUCUAAUCUCGUCCGCGCUAAUUAAAAAUAUACCGCUGUAAAUGCCGAGUUUUAAAAGUGUCAAAUCCGCAGUCGUUUCAUGCGAAAGUAUUAUUAUAAUUUAAUAUGAUUUGUUAUCAUUUAUUACAUUUUGUAUCCGUCCUCUGCCGAAAAUCUGUGUAAAUAAAAAUUAGAACUAGUUUAGCAGGCA